This is a messenger RNA of Echinostoma caproni, 729 nucleotides long. The record is from the annotation of a GenBank genome assembly. NCBI's taxonomy places the organism in Eukaryota, Metazoa, Platyhelminthes, Trematoda, Plagiorchiida, Echinostomatidae.
CCCGGUAUUGGUAUCGAUUUGCGUUAUCCUUGUUGUCAAAGCGAAGUCGGUCAACCUGGCUGUCAAAUCUGUCCUACUGGGCACGUGCAUGAAGCUAACAAGUGGUUAGAUAACGAGGGAUUUGUCACCACACUUCCACCGCUCCCGUCCAGUUUGACCAACCGUGACAAGGGGGACGAGGAUGCAGACGGAUCCGAGUCAGAUCGACCGGCGGUCAAUAUUUACGCAUUGGAUUGUGAAAUGGUCUACACCACGGCUGGUUGUGAAUUGGCUCGAUGCACAAUUGUGGACGCUCGACUGCGCACGAUCAUGGACUGUGUGGUUCGACCGGAUCACAUGGUCCUCGAUUGUAACACACGGUUUUCCGGUCUUACUGUGGAACAGGUCGAGGCGGCUGAAAUGCGAAUUACUGACGUGCAGUCCAAAUUGUUGCAUCUAUUCGACUCCGACUCCAUUCUGAUCGGGCACAGUCUGGAUUCCGAUUUGACCGCGCUGAAAUUGAUUCAUUCGAAAGUUGUGGACACCUCGGUCGUCUUCCCGCAUCGGCUCGGGCCGCCUAAAAAACGUGCUCUCCGCAAUUUGGUCGGUGAAUAUUUGCAUCGCAUUAUUCAACAGGGAGAAUGUGGACACAACAGUUUGGAAGAUGCCUCUGCCUGCAUGGAAUUGAUGCAGUACAAAGUGAAGGAAGAUCUUCGCCGGGGAAAAUGGGCUUUCAAGAAAACCGUUUGA